CCCUGGCCCCUCCUCAAUCAGCUGACUGCUGGUGACGUCAGCGCCGCGCUCGGCAGGAAGUGAGUCUGAUGCCUGACGCUAGCUGGAACAUGAAGAGGAGAAGCUGUUUUCCACAGAGCUCCUGGGACAACAGACUGCGCUUUUGAUGAAAAGACUUUUUGGGACAUGGACAACUACAAAAGAGGAAGACCAUGGGGGAAGCUUGUCAAAGUGGACUCCAGUGAAACUAUUCUGCUUUUCACCCGGGAGUGCACCGUGGGCAGAAAAAAAGGAUGCUAUUUGUCGUUUCCAGCCAAUAAACUCAUCUCAGGGGAGCACUGCAAGAUUGUGAAAGAUGAAAGCUCAGGGCUGGUGUGGCUUGAAGACAUGAGCACUAAUGGCACAGUGAUCAACAUGUCCAAACUGGUCAAGAAGCAGUCUCACGUGCUGGAAAGUGGCGAUGUCAUCUACUUUGUGUACAGGAAAAGUGAACCGGAACAAAACAUCGCCUACGUUUACCACUCGAUCAUCACGGACCAUGCUGUUUCACAGGACGGUUAUGCCAUGGAGAGGUCAGCCCGCUGUCCUUCUCCUGUUGCUGCUACAGAGAUGUCCCUCUCUGUGGAGCCUGUAAUGCUCACGACGGCCCCUCGGGAUCUGUCUCAGGAGGAACCUCAGCCUUCCACCUCCACGUCGCACUUCUGUAUUGAGAGCCCUUCCUCCUCUGCACCCAUGACGACCGCAGCCUCCCUUGUCUCCGGCCAGUCUAAGGAGGAUUCCCCUGCACAGGAAAAAGACAGCGACUUCUCGGAGCCAGAAACCAAGAGGAGGAAAAUUGAUGAUGAUAAAGAUUAUGAUCUGGGCCUGCCACACACCUCCAGCACGGACGUGGCCGGUUCAACACAGAGGAAUCUUUUGUCUAAAGCCCCAGUGGGAGGAGCCAAGACGGACAAGAUGGAAGAAACUCUGACGUGCGUUAUUUGCCAGGACCUGUUGCAUGAUUGUGUCAGUUUGCAGCCGUGCAUGCACGUCUUCUGUGCCGCCUGCUACUCGGGCUGGAUGGAGCGCUCGUCUCUUUGCCCCACGUGCCGCUGCCCCGUGGAGAGGAUUUGUAAGAAUCACAUCCUCAAUAACCUGGUGGAGGCCUACCUCAUCCAGCACCCAGAAAAGUGCCGCAGCGAGGAGGACAUGAAGAGCAUGGACAGCCGUAACAAGAUAACUCAGGAUAUGUUGCAGCCAAAAGUUGAGCGCUCUUUCUCCGAUGAGGAGGGGAGUUCAGAUUACCUCUUUGAGCUCUCUGACAACGACAGUGACUCCUCAGACAUAAGUCAACCUUUAGUGAUGUGCAGGCAGUGUCCUGGUUACAGGAGAGAGGUCAGCCAAGUGCUGUUCGCCACAAGAUCAAACUUCUGGCUCCCCAGCCUGUCGACUCUACCGACCAUACCUCCGCCCCCCAAACCGGCGGCCGAGGAGGAAGUGUCUGCAGCUUCCACGGGGGAGCAGCCCUCCACGUCGUCUGACCUUCCCUCAGCUCCCCAGGAGUACCGCUGCCCCCCUCAGGGCUGCCACCUCAUCUGCACCUGCUGCCUCCAGCCGAUGCCAGACAGACGGGCCGAGCUAAACCACCAGCAGCUUACCGCUCAGCAAUGUGUGCAGUGCCUGCGGCCUUUCUGUCACAUGUACUGGGGUUGCCAGAGGAUUGGCUGCCAAGGCUGUCUGGCUCAUUUUAGCGAGCUCAACCUGACCGACAAAUGUCUGGAUGGCGUGCUUAACAACAAUAACUAUGAGUCUGAGGUCCUGCAGAACUACCUGUCCUCCAGAGGGAAGUCAUGGAAAGAUCUGCUCCAGGAGUCUUUGCAGGGCUUACAGCAGGGAAGCUACUGUCUGACAGAUUCCCGUAUCUCUGCAAACACCAUCCUGUGCUUCUGCUGCGGACUGCGUGCGUUCAAAGAGCUGGCCUACAAGUACAGACAGAACAUCCCUCCGUCUGAACUGCCAGCUGCUGUAACGUCUCGUCCUGACUGUUACUGGGGCCGCAACUGUCGUACGCAGGUGAAGGCGCAUCACGCAAUCAAAUUCAACCACAUAUGUGAGCAGACACGGUUCAAGAGCUAAAGGAGCAGAGCGACUCCUUUCUUUCCCCCGACCUGUGUCAAAUGUAGAGAGCUGAGCAUCCCGUGCGUUUGAGAAACACAACGUUGUUUUUGUCGUUCAUCGUAGCUGACUGCCUUAUGCAAUAAUGCAGAAAUUACAAUCAGUGUCCAUUUACGAUAGUGGCCAGUGUGAAAUGCUAUGCACAUUAAGAUUAGAGUUCACAGUUUAGUAAAGUUUCCUUUUUCAGACCUGGUGGGCCGUUUACGCCAGCCGCCGUUUAGAACUGAGAUACAUGUUUGUGUUGCUUGUGCGUUCAUCAGGCUUAACCAGGUAACUAGUCCUCUUUGGAUAGAGCAGCUCUUUUACGUGGAAGGUUAACUAGUGCUUCCUGAAUUGUCUGUCCUCUAGCCUGUGCAACAAAAUAGUUUUCUUCUCAGAUUAAGAGCGAGUAAGGCAAUCUGUACGGAUGAAGGCCAUAUACGUAUUCUUAAAAAUGUUAUUGAGCUGUUGGUGUUUUCUGCCACAUCCUCCUCUAGCCUUGAUAAGCGAGUCUGAAAAGACCUGUUGUUUAUUUACUCUUUACUAGCGUUGUAUUUUAAAAUACCGAGUUUAGAAUCCGGGGCUUCCUACAUCGUGAUUCGGACGAUUGACUGUAAAGUGAUCAGCCGUGUUACGGUAAGAGCAGCUGCACCGUUGUCGGCCAUCGCGGCUAAUAAUCACAUGAAAACGCGUCACCGCCCCGAGGUAAACUUUUCCUGUUUCCCUCGAGCAUUACUGGGCUCCCAAGGGCAAAAAGCCACGUCAAAGCCCCUCGCGCACGUACGGGGGUAGAUUUGUAAUCCUGUGUGAUAUUUGUAUAAGAUUCCACGUCUGUGGGAAGGGGAUCAGUGUGUUGUAACGCUGUCAGAGGGCGCAGGGGCCUCAUUUGUAUGAUUUGCUCUGGAUAAUCAUCUCCAAGGUGAUUAAAGUUGUGUGGAAGGGAUACUUUCUCAGAGCUUCAUAGUAAGGGCUAAUCUGUCGCGAAAUGUUACUCUGUGGAGAAUCUUCCAGAACAGUUUAAAGGAUUGUGCCAAUGCAAAGUGACAGCAGUGGUUUCUGUUGUCAUUUGUGUUCCAGUUUUUAUGUGCGUCGUAGCUUAGUUGAUCAGUGUGGUGGAUGUGGCUGGAUUUUAGCUGGCUCCUCAGGUACACAAAGCUGCUGUUUUGUUGUGUCGGUUGCAGGUUGAACCGUGAUUGGUGGUUUGAAGUUCUGUUUCACAGCGGAAGAGCUGUCGCUGACCUCUCAUUUAUGACUAUCAUCACCCAAGUGUCAGAAAGCCCCCGUCAUGCAAACACGCGUGGCAAACAUUGGCGUCUGCUGUAAAAACAAUUUGACAAAUCAGCCUUUGUUUUUUUUUGUUUUUUUCCGCCUUAUUUAGUCAAAACAUCCAUAUAUAAGUUUCCCGAGGCCUUAUAUACUGAGAUUUAUUAGUCCUGAUGCUCCCCGUCCCCUUUUUUCCCUGUAGGAUCACUGUUAUUAGUGGGUAGGAAAGCCUGGUGGAAAAUUACAUUUUGUGUGAUUUCACACACGAACACUGGUCUUAUUUGUUAAUGUUUGUUUAGUGUUGCAUUUGAUUUAGAUGAAAACAUAAAAUGUUAACUGUGUUUUUUUUUUCUUGUACAACUACGAAGAUAUUUGCACAUAUUUGUCUCACACAUUGAAAGACUUCUUUUCAAAUCUACAAGAUUAUGAUGGAAGGCAAGCUUUGUAGAAGAGCUGCACUCUGUGGAUCCUGUGUAUGGGACGGCAGUAGUCUGAUCAGGUUUGUUAUCGAACGAGUUUUAUUCCAAAAUGACGUGUAUUUAAUCAGAGAGAGAAAGGCAUCAGAAAAUUCUGUCCCAUUUUGAGUAAUGAUUUACUGGAUUUGUACCAUUUGCCAUGGUAAAUAUGGAAACGGUGUGUGUUGUUUCAGAAUGUAGCUUGUAGUCUUUGUGUUUUCAUUGUAUGUGUUGGAAAACAUGGGGUUGUGAAUGGGCACUCUCCUGGCCUCUGCCUCAGCUCCUGAGUUCAUUUGUAUUGUUUGCAAGGUGAUUUAGGUAUUUCUUGUCCUUCUUUUUUCUUUAUUAUUUUUAUUACCCCUUCAGUCAUGGUGAGUCCACAUUGGCAUUCCUCAGCAGCUCAGGCCCUCAGCACAAGCCCUGUUGAUCCCCCGACAGAGUGGCUGAGUUUUUAAUUAUUCCCUACAGGAGACGUGGGCACCCUAAGCCAACAAAAGUCCAACACCGCUCCAAUCAGGAAUUGGUAUUAAAAGGCUUUGGAGCAGUGCUUUGCAUUCUCCCUACGGUGAUGUGCAUGUGUGUUUGGGAGGAGGGGAUUUAUGUUGUACACUAAGGCGAAUAUUUACUCACUUUGUGUGCAAAAGUCUGGACCAAGCUGCUCAGCAGUCUGCAGGGGGCAGGUUUCAUUCUACCUCAUCACAGCUCCCAGGGACGUGGGACUGAAAAGGCAUCAGUCACAUUCACGACAAAACUUAGACCUGCAUCUCUCAGCAUGAGGGAUGUUAAGUUCUUACUGAUGCCUGCAAACUUUGUAUACAAUGCAUAUUAAUAUUAAUUUUACAAUUAGUCUAGACUAUAAUCAACUUCUAGUUAAAUGACUCUAGAGUAGCACUAGACCUGUGCAGAGAUUGUUAUUGGUGGACACUGAGCUGUGUGUUUGAUUUUGCUAAAUAUAUCUUUACCCUGUAGGUUGUAUUGUUGAAAUGCAUAUAGACCUGGAUUGCCCGUUUCUUACCAAAUUAAAAGGCUGAUAAUGCUCAAAGUACAAA
Molecule: messenger RNA, 4879 nt
Organism: Mugil cephalus (flathead mullet)
Lineage: Eukaryota; Metazoa; Chordata; Actinopteri; Mugiliformes; Mugilidae
Gene: chfr
Product: checkpoint with forkhead and ring finger domains, E3 ubiquitin protein ligase
Exons: 18
Coding region: 166-2094 (642 amino acids)
Biological process (GO): ubiquitin-dependent protein catabolic process; protein ubiquitination; mitotic cell cycle checkpoint signaling
Cellular component (GO): nucleus
Molecular function (GO): protein binding; ubiquitin-protein transferase activity
Source: RefSeq, a predicted model, not a curated record